Molecule: messenger RNA, 1854 nt
Organism: Pecten maximus
Lineage: Eukaryota; Metazoa; Mollusca; Bivalvia; Pectinida; Pectinidae
Product: fibropellin-1-like
Exons: 9
Coding region: 1-1854 (617 amino acids)
Biological process (GO): Notch signaling pathway
Molecular function (GO): calcium ion binding; Notch binding
Source: RefSeq, a predicted model, not a curated record
AUGACACUGGUAGUAGACAGUCUGAAUGACACUGGUGUGCUGUUGCAGACAGUAGACAGUCCGAAUGACACUGGUGUGCUGUUACAGACAGUAGACAGUCCGAAUGACACUGGUGUGCUGUUACAGACAGUAGACAGUCCGAAUGACACUGGUGUGCUGGUACAGACAGUAGACAGUGCGAAUGACACUGGUGUGCUGGUACAGACAGUAGACAGUGCGAAUGACACUGGUGUGCUGUUACAGAAUAUAUUGGACGGACAGCUCACCUGCCAGUCAGACAGUUGCGUUAAUGGAGGAACAUGUUUCAUCGACAAUGCCACCAUUAAGUGUGUUUGUCCACCCAGCUAUACUGGAGACUACUGUGAAAGUCCUAUCUCCUGCCCUGUUUGUCAGAAUGGUGGGGUAUGUGAGGGAGGUGUGUGUCUCUGUCCCCAGGCCUACUCGGGUGUGACGUGCCAGGAGGAUGUGAAUGAGUGUACCCAGACAACUCCACCAUGUCAGCCGUACGGGAUGUGCCAGAACACCUAUGGCACCUACACUUGUACCUGCAUUACAGGUGCCACGGGUGCUGAGUGUGAGACACUUCUGGACCCCUGCCUGAGUGGGCCGUGCUUGUUUGGAGGGACAUGCCAUGUUGGGGUGGAGGGGUACACCUGUACCUGUGUGGACGGAUUCAUUGGGGACAGGUGUGAGGCAGUAGUUAGGAGUUGUAGCAGAGACCCAUGUGGACAGAAUGCACUUUGUGUGGACCAAACAACAGGUGGCUACACAUGUUAUUGUAAGCCUGGUUACCAUGGCGAGCAGUGUGAAAUGGAUAUAGACGAAUGUGCCUCCUCUCCAUGUCGUAAUGGCGGAACAUGUAACAAUGAAAUUGAUGCUUUCAACUGCACAUGUAUAGCAGGAUACGCUGGUCCUCGCUGUGAGAUUGACAUCAACGAGUGUGAGAGCAACCCUUGCCUGAAUGGAGCCACCUGCUCAGAUGUAACCAUCAAUAGUUUCCAGUGUCUCUGUGCUCCAGGGUACUCGGGCACAACCUGUGAGACUGACAUUGAUGACUGCAGCCCAGAACUUUGUCAGAAUUACCAAGUCUGUGUGGAUGAUGUCAACAAAUACAGGUGUGAGUGCCCAGAGGGUAUGACGGGAAACCAGUGUGAGACACACAUUGAUGAUUGUCAUAGCAACCCUUGUCAAAACGGUGGGACUUGUGUGGAUGAAGGGGACCGGUAUGUGUGUCAGUGUUUGGAUGCGUAUGCAGGCCUUCUCUGUGAGAUACGUACUGACUAUUGUGAUCCCUCGCCUUGUCUUCAUGGCGCCACCUGUGUAGGAGACCUAACCACUCCCCCCUUCUACACCUGUCAGUGCCCACCUGGUUUCCUUGGAGACACAUGUGAAGGUGAUGUGUACGAGUGUGGAUCAGAUCCAUGUCAGAAUGGAGGCACAUGUGUGGAAUUUACCAAUGGUCAGACAGGGUACACUUGUACAUGUGUUGCUGGAUACACAGGGCAGGUGUGUGAGGCUGAGAUCAACACAUGUAUGCUCACCUGUCUUAAUGGAGGAACAUGUAAUAACACCAACCAAGGUGAGACAUGCGAGUGUCCCACCGGAUGGACAGGUAACAGGUGUGAAGAUAAUAUAAAAGAGUGUUUAAACCCCCUCGUCUGUCAGAAUGGGGCCACCUGUGUGGACCUGCCUGGUAGCUUCCUGUGUAUCUGUGGGGACUUCUGGGAAGGGACUCAUUGUGAGACAGACGUGAAGGAGUGUGACAUGACAAUGUGUCAGAACAAUGGUACCUGUCUGGAAACUGUUGGAGGGCCACCAGUGUGUAUUUGUCAUGCAGAAACCAUCCUUGGCUAA